Messenger RNA from Portunus trituberculatus (swimming crab), 1211 nucleotides. Its product is annotated as mitochondrial E3 ubiquitin protein ligase 1-like. The transcript is spliced from 8 exons. NCBI's taxonomy places the organism in Eukaryota, Metazoa, Arthropoda, Malacostraca, Decapoda, Portunidae. The record is from RefSeq and is a predicted model, not a curated record. Gene Ontology annotation, molecular function: ubiquitin-protein transferase activity. Bases 138 to 1166 code for a protein of 342 amino acids. Gene Ontology annotation, biological process: protein ubiquitination; organelle organization.
GCCAAGGGAAACUGUGCACCCCUUCCAGCUGUAAUGUAAACACAACCUACCUCACCACAUAUUUUAUCCACUUAACACCACUUCCUGCUGCUGGAAUGAGCGAUUAAUGAAGGAGAGAGGGAAGAAAGGUCGUUAAAAUGGUGUUCCGAGACUACCUGUGUGACCUUAUUGGUGUUGGGGUCAGUGCCGGCCUGACCUUCACCUUCUACUACCUGUUCAAGACGGGGAGAGAGAUUGUGCACCAUUUAAAGGAUGCAGUAGAGCUGGAGGUGGAGCCCGGGCUGAUCCUGGCGGUGCGUGAGGGUGGUGGUGCGCUGAAUGCCUGUGUGCGGGGGGUGGUGAAGGCCUGCGAGGAGCCCAUACACAGCCUGGCCCGGCCCACCAGCUAUGGGGUGUGCUGGAGACACACCAUUAAAGAACACCUCACGUCGCAGGUGUUUGGGUUCUGGUUGAAUGACAGUUUGCCGCUGUCUACCUCCACAAACAGUGUUCCCUUCAUGCUGUUGAGGAAAGGAGUGGGCGUCAAGAUCAGCGAGCCAGGCAUGUUGGAGGCUGUGGACAUGACGAUAGUGAGCGAGAAAUUUGACGCAGCAAAUUCCUCGUUUUUGGACCAUGUGUGGGGGUGGAUGAAGGGCGUGAGGACCACAGGAACACAGCAUACAGAGGAGAUGCUGCUGGAAGGAACAAGUGUGCUGGGCAUUGGACGGCUUGUGUUAGGAGCAGAGGGCCUGUGUCUUGACCCCUCCGACUCUGUCCCCUACAUGAUCACUACCAGGACUAAGAAGAGUCUCCUUGAGGACCUGCAGGCGCCCCUCCCGUACUUCAGGGCCCUGGGGAUGAUGGCGGCCCUGGGGGGAGCUUACUGUGUCCUGAGGAUGGCUGGCCAGCUGGUGGAGGCAUGGAAGCAGAGAAGAAGACGAAGAAGAGAACUGCGAUUACUUGAAGAGGCGAGAGCUAGACAAGGAACCACUGGAGCUACAAUAGGGGAAAGCGACUUGCCGGAGAGCCUCAUGUGUGUGGUGUGCUGUGGCCUCAGGGAUGUGCUGCUGCUUCCCUGCCGACAUAUGUGUGUGUGUGGGGCCUGCGCGCUGCAACUCCCUGAACCGAGAGCCUGCCCUGUGUGUCGGACUGAGGUGGAAAGUGUGCAGCCUGUGUUUUAUUCGUGAUCUGGGUGUUUUGGGUUUUUUUUUUUUUUUUUUUUUGUGUGUGUG